Molecule: messenger RNA, 1524 nt
Organism: Saitoella complicata NRRL Y-17804
Lineage: Eukaryota; Fungi; Ascomycota; Saitoellomycetes; Saitoellales; Saitoellaceae
Product: MFS general substrate transporter
Exons: 2
Coding region: 1-1524 (507 amino acids)
Biological process (GO): transmembrane transport
Cellular component (GO): membrane
Molecular function (GO): transmembrane transporter activity
Source: RefSeq, a predicted model, not a curated record
AUGGAGAAGAAAGUCGUACCUACCCGCGACGUGGAGAUUGAGAAAGGUGAAGUGGAGAGCUUGAACCUCGAUAGAAAAGAUAUCGAUCAAGCCGCUGCGUUCCUCGCCAACGCCGAGCAGUAUCCUCCUCUCACCCCUGAAGCCGAAAAGAAGUUGAAGCGCAAGAUUGACCGCUACAUGAUCCCCAUGUUGUUCCUCACUGCUACCCUAGGCGCCGUCGACAAAGUCGCCCAAUCAACAGCCGCAAUCUACGGCAUGCGUACCGACACCCACCUCGUCGGUCAGCAAUACAGUUGGCUCGGCUCAAUCCUCUCCCUCGGUGCCCUUGUGGGAAUGUUCCCCUCCUCCUAUCUCCUCCACCGCCUCCCAUCGGCCAAAUAUUUAUGUGGUUGCUCCAUGUUUUGGUCUGCUAUGACGUUCAUGUUGGCUGCUUGCAAGAGCUGGAGUGGGUUGAUGGCUGUGAGGUUCCUUAUGGGUGCGGCUGAGGCUAUCAUUGUUCCUGGUAUUUCGUUGUUAAUUGCGGGGUGGUACAAAAAGAGUGAGCAGCCUCCGAGGAAUGCUAUUGUCUUUGCUGCGGCGAGUUCCGUGAUCAAUGGAUUCUUGUCGUGGGCCGUGGGUCACAUCCCCGACUCUGCUCCCCUUGCGAUUUGGCAAUACCUUUUCAUCAUGGUCGGUUCUAUUUCUAUGGCGUGGAGUAUCUUUGUGUUCUUCGCCAUGCCUGAUUCUCCCAUGAACGCUUGGUUCCUCACACCAGAGGAGAAAUACCACGCCGUACAACGUCUUGCGGAGAACCAGACUGGUAUCGUCAACAAGCAGUGGAAAUGGGAUCAGGUCCGCGAAGCUAUGGUCGACAUCAAGACGUGGAUCAUCUUUUUCUUCAAUAUCGCCAUCAACAUUCCAAACGGUGGAUUGACAACUUUCUCCGGUAUUCUGAUCUCCAACCUCGGCUUCACCUCUGUUCAGUCCUCGCUGCUCUCCAUGCCCACGGGAGUCAUGUCGACCUUGGCGAGUUUCAUCUUCUCCACCAUAGCCGCAAGAUGGAUCAAUCGCCGUUGCUUGACCUGCAUCUUCGCUUGUCUUAUCCCGAUUAUGGGCACAGCCAUCGUCUACAGCUUGCCGCGCGAUAAUAUUCCCGGGCAGAUGGUCGGUCUCUACUUUCUCUACACCUAUUUCGGACCUUACGUGGUCGGUAUCUCGCUCGCUCAGGCGAAUACGGCAGGCCAUACGAAGAAGACCGUAUCCUACGCUGUCUUGUACAUUGGCUAUGCCGUGGGUAACUUGAUCGGUCCGCAGACCUUCAGAGCUUCUCAGGCUCCGGCGUACACUGGCGGUACCGUUGCCAUGCUAGUCUGUUAUUGUGUGUGCAUCAUGUUGAUGGCGGGUUAUUGGUGUGUCUGUCGUAUCCAUAACAGGAGGAAGGAGGCUGCUGCCAGCGGGUCUGUGGGCUUCAACGAGGGAGAACUUGCGGAGGGUUUCUCGGACUUGACAGACUGGGAACAGCCCAGCUUCCGGUAUAUCAGUUAA